Messenger RNA from Saccostrea cuccullata (small rock oyster), 1081 nucleotides. RefSeq lists its product as uncharacterized. The coding region runs from base 215 to 1081 and encodes 288 amino acids. Lineage: Eukaryota; Metazoa; Mollusca; Bivalvia; Ostreida; Ostreidae. The transcript is spliced from 6 exons. The record is from RefSeq and is a predicted model, not a curated record.
UCGAUUUUUAACAUAUUUUAAAAUUCGAUAAUCGAUUAAUUUCUAGGAAGCACAGCUUUCGUUGGCAUGCUAUUGGCUAUACAUGUAUACAAUAUUGGUAAUUUAUCAUACCAACAGUCACGUGCAUUUGAAAGAAAACACUGUUGACUGUUUAACUAGCUCAUAAAUAGACACAGUUUGAUUUUUAGUUACUUUUCCGAGUUUUAUAUCGACAAUGAAAGUAUUCAAAGUUUGUCUCAUAUUUUUACUAUUUACGCUGACAAAAGGAGGGACUUUGAAGGAUGCCUAUGACAGUUUACAAUGGGGUAAGCGACUCGUGGGAAGGCUACUGACCACUAUUGUUCAGGUCAGUCCGUUAGACUGUGCAGAAGAAUGUCUGGUCCGUCCUGGUUGUCUAUCCUUUAACUACAGACGGGCUGCAUUAUUCUGUGAAUUAAACUAUGAAAACGACAGUGGAACUGAUACAAACCUGAAAAAUGAAGACGGCUGGAUCUUUGGUCGGCGGGAAUCUUGGCCAAUGGAAUUAACAGAAGAAUGUCAGCAUAAAAGAUGUGGAAUCAAUGAGAAAUGUGUAAUUAAACAUCUACACAAUACUGUCUGUGAGGUAGCAUUUUGUCAUCCAUUGAACCUUACCCUCCCAAAGAGCGCCAAAAGAUUCAGUUCCGACCAAGUCUUAGAUUUCGGUAGCAAACACAAAUUGUCCUGCUUGGACAAUAUCAAGCAAACGGGGGACGGAAUCAUAAGGUGCCUGUGGGACGGAACUUGGAGUGAUGUCAAUAUCACGUGUGAGAAAACCCUUCAAAUGUGCUACUACAGUUAUAUAACUGAUGAAAAAAGAGAUUGGAAUGCCUCAAAAACGAAGUGUGAAGAAGAAAAUGGUUAUCUAUUGAAAAUCCAAUCAGAGGAAGAAUACGCGUUUAUAAAUAAGACAUUUGUUAAAAAGGACUUCAUCGCUUGGAUUGGUGGGUAUUCACAGAUUUACAUGGGAAAGUGUUUACUGAUGAAUGAAGACUCUGUUAAAAAAUAUGAUUGUGCACAUAAAACAAAUGUAGUUUGUGAGUUUGAUGAAUGUAUGACAUAG